Messenger RNA from Coregonus clupeaformis (lake whitefish), 3514 nucleotides. RefSeq names its product fibroblast growth factor 4B-like. The transcript is spliced from 3 exons. Gene Ontology annotation, molecular function: fibroblast growth factor receptor binding; growth factor activity. NCBI's taxonomy places the organism in Eukaryota, Metazoa, Chordata, Actinopteri, Salmoniformes, Salmonidae. Gene Ontology annotation, biological process: cell differentiation; animal organ morphogenesis; positive regulation of cell population proliferation. The record is from RefSeq and is a predicted model, not a curated record. Bases 456 to 1079 code for a protein of 207 amino acids. Gene Ontology annotation, cellular component: cytoplasm.
CCCUGCCCCAUCUCACAUGUGAAGUGACAGCGUCUGCACAUAUUCUCCUCAGACUUGCAGCUCAGCGCUAGCUGCAUACACUUGCUGGGUUGCAACUUUUUCUUCCUCUCCCUCCCCUCCCUCACUUUGACGGGCAGCAAUGAAGUCAGAGUGAUGUCAUAUAAAGAUGCGAGUGCCUGGCAAGGUGACAUAGGUUUUUGGUGAGUGGUAUUCUCCACAGCCAGCGUUGCCUAUCGAGAGAGGCGCGGAGCUGCAAAAGAUGGUAAUCACCACCACCUCAAGCUCUGUCACGCUCUCUCCUUUUUCUCCUCCUCUUUCGGGCUAUCAUUUCAUGCCAGAAGACCUGAUCUGCCUUCCAAAAAUAAGCCUUUACCACCAUGCCGAAGGAAGAAAAACAAGAAGAGAGGUAUUUUUAGGGCCAUUAACUUUGACCACGUGCCCCGAAGGUAAACUGGAUGGCCAUUGUGCAAAGGUUCUUCAUCGGUAUGUGCAACGAAGCCAGCACGCACUGGACGUUGACUGCAAUUGUUCUCUUGGGGUCUCUAUUGGGGAUUGUGUCAUCAUAUCCGAUUCCAAGCAGGACUAAUGUAACUUUAUUGGAGCAAAGGUGGGAGACCCUCUUUUCCCGCUCCGUUCUGGGCAUCUCUGGUGCGAAAUCGGACAUGAACUGGGAGAGUGACUAUUUGCUGGGCAUCAAGAGAGUGCGGCGACUUUACUGCAACGUGGGCAUUGGAUUUCACCUGCAGAUCCUCCCUGACGGCAGGAUAAACGGUGGACAUAAUGAGAACCAGUACAGUCUAAUAGAGAUCUCUACCGUGGAGAGAGGAGUGAUAAGUAUGUAUGGAGUGAGAAGUGAGCUGUUUGUCGCAAUGAACAGCAGAGGAAGAUUGUAUGGAACGAAAUUCUUCCGGGACGAGUGCAAGUUCAAGGAGACCUUGCUGCCAAACAACUACAAUGCCUACGAGUCUUCGGUUUACAAGGGCUCCUACAUUGCCCUCAGCAAACAUGGCCGCGCAAAGAGAGGCAACAAGGCCACCACCGCCAUGACUGUCACACACUUCCUCCCCCGAUUAUUAUGAUCAGAACUGGCAAUAACUCACGAAUUUGCACAUGUGGAUGUUCUCCCAGGUAAUAUAGAAUUAUACAAUAUACAUAUAAACCAUUACAAAAGGACUGCAAAAACUACACAAGUAUUUAUUAUCUUUAUAUAUGUAUAUUUGGAUAGCUACCUUUGUAUUAGAACUGUAUAUGCCAUUAUUUGCUGCUUAUCACUUUUAUCAUUAUCGAUUGAGGAGUGUAAGGCUUUGCCAGUCUUCACUUUACUUUGGUGCGUGCCGUAACUGAAGUAUGCUUCACCCUGGCCCAGUAUCUGUGCGUUAGAGAUGUUGACGAUGAGGAUGACGUGUCUAUCUUCUAACUCCCAGGAAGAUCCAAUUCAAACUCCCAUUAGACAGAUCUGCAAGUGUUAUAAUGUCAAAAUACUUUAGUUACUCACCAAAUAUGGAGUUUUGCUGAGCAACUAUCUUCAUUUAAUCCCAUUACGGCCGGUAUGUACUUCCAAAAAAGGUCUAAAUAAACAUUUACAAGCAACCAAAAAAAUGCCUAUUCAGCAUCUCCAAUGUAUUGAGAUGUUGUAGACUUCCGACCUGUGCGUGGCAGUAAUGAGUGAUGAGUGAUUGGAGGUGUGCUGAAUAGCCAUUUUUCCUGUUGCUUGUCAAUUUUUAUUUACAUAUUUUUUGGAAGUACAUGAAGAUAGUUGCUCAGCCAAACUCCAUAUUUGGUGAGUAACGAACGUAUUUUGACAUUAUAACGCUUGCAUAGCUGUCUAAUGGGAGUUUGAAUUGGAGCUUCCUGGGCCUUAAAGACAUCUCUAACUCACAGAUACUGGGGCAGCUUCACCCCGUCUUUGGGGUGGAUGACUAAUAUCCUUAGCUUUUAGGAGGGAAAUGGAUACUUUUUAUUACCUCAAAGAACCACUUGACUGGAUAAAGGGAUGCAUGGAGUUACUGUAUGCUCAAAGUAAUACCUAUUUAGUUGAUCCUUUCUCUGAGACCUUUGAGCACUUGCUGGUUCACUCCCCUGUGUUCAAGAUUGCUAUUUUCUAGCAAAAAGGGGAUAGAGAACGAGACUACAUAAAUGCACUUCCCUUGCUGCACGAUGUGAAGGUGCCUUGGUGGUCCCAUUUGUGGCCCCCUUAAACUUGCAUGUAAGAGACACCCGCUGUAGUCAGAAAUAGGGCUGACACUCCGAAGAGGGCCUCAGGGGGGCAGGACUAUCUCUGGUUUAUUUUAUUUUUCUGUAAUUAGAUCGAUUAAGUAACAUACACUCUGGUACACAGAGAGAAGGCUAGAGGAGAACUCAGCCAUGAGUGUGGGGUGGUAGAGAAAGUGAGAAACUCAGAUGCCCACCCACAGUAGAAGUUUAACCACCAUGUGGGACUCUUGUCUCUCCACAAGGUCAUUUAAACAUGGUGGGGCAGUUAUGUGUUACAGACUGGAUUCAAACCUCCUUUGGCUCAGAGCUCAUUUGCAUCCUGCCUUGAAAUGAACUGAAAAGGGGACUAGCAUUAAAACAUGUAUCUGCUCACAAACUGGGACUGCUGAUAUACCUGAAAGCUUUAGCGUUUGGCUUUAGGUAAGUGUGUGAAAUGUAAAAUUGCAAGCUUUUGUGCAUCGCCAUGGAUAAAGAUGUCUAUUAAGCCAAUGAAAAAUGAUGUAAAUAUUGACAAAUGUGAAACAUAGAAAAAAGAACCAGGAGCUUUACGUAGCUUCAAUCUCAAUCGCCCGGAAGUGGCGUAGUUCAGGUUGCACAAUGACCAUCAAUGAUGGUGCCUGAUGUCUUUUUGUUGUUGUUGAGAAUCGUUCCCAUACAUGAUUAUUUAUUUAGUUGUUUGUUAAUGUGUUUGGUGAAUUCCCAUAGAGAGAGACUCUGCUGUGGGAAAUCCUCUGAGAUCAGUGUGCUCUGCAGCAGCACUGCAGUGGCAGAAAGUUAUUGGAAGCUGUAUUUGGAUGGUUUUAAAUGUAAUUACGGGAGGCUCAGUUCCUAGAGUCAAUGUGUGGCACCGGACUGAAGGACAGUGCAGUGCCUCGUAGUUGAUAGUGUUCUUUCCUCUGCUGCUGGUUACUUGAAAACUGAGGCUUCUCACUCUGCCCACCCCAAGUCACCCUCUGGGAAUGUUCUCUUUGGUGGAGCCGAGGAGGAGCGGGACUAUUUUAACCUAGGAAAGACUUAUGGGAUGCUGCCUGCCUGCUGUCUCUGUUUGUUGAAUCCCCUGCAAGAAUGUGUCUCGGCCAGAAUGACUGGCUGCUCCCCACAUACUCCCCUUUAACCAGUACCACCCCGGUCGUCAGAUACCCCUGUGAAAACCCAUGGGGCUGGAGGGACCUUGGGAUUCCAGCAGUAACCCAGGAGCUUCCUCUCCUGCUUUAGUCCUUUUUUAGUUCACGGUCAGAGUCAUGGACCAGUGUUGACCCUGACUGUGUCCAGGGUGGUCUGCUAUUUGGGUCACCCAACC